Messenger RNA from Manis javanica (Malayan pangolin), 1455 nucleotides. RefSeq names its product ATP synthase inhibitory factor subunit 1 (gene ATP5IF1). Gene Ontology annotation, cellular component: mitochondrion. Gene Ontology annotation, molecular function: ATPase inhibitor activity. Gene Ontology annotation, biological process: negative regulation of ATP-dependent activity. Lineage: Eukaryota; Metazoa; Chordata; Mammalia; Pholidota; Manidae. The record is from RefSeq and is a predicted model, not a curated record.
CCUGGCCGUCAGCGCCGUUAGCGCCCACGGAGAGGCUGCCCUGCCGGGGACUGAGAGGUGCUGCGCUGACAACAAUGGCAGCCUUGGCGUUGGCAGCGCGGAUGCGGCUCGGCGUCGGGGCCGUUAAGGCCCUGGAAGCCCGAGGCUUCGGCUCCGACCGGUCAGACCGCUCCGACGCGGGGUCGAUCCGGGAGGCUGGCGGGGCCUUCGGAAAGAGAGAGCAGGCUGAAGAGGAGCGAUUCUUCCGGUGUCCAGGAUUCUCCAACCACGGUUCAGCUCUUACUGGAUCAUUUACCAUCCCCACCUGUGGAAUUCUCUCCGGGUCGUGCGAAACACCCCCAAAUGCUUCACGGAGUGUCUAGAUCCGACCGUCCAAUACUUGCAGACCGCCAGAGCCUGACUCUCGGCCCUCACUCACCCAUCAUCCCUCUACGCUCUUUUUUCCCCAACACGCCUUAGCUUUGAGUGGAUUCCCUGACUCUAAAAGCCCUCUCAGCCAUUUGUAGACCCACACGCGUAUCCCACUUGGCCAGAGUGGGUGGGCCUUAGAACAGGGGGAUGCUGCUCCCUGUUGGAAACACACCCCAGCGACUCCUGGAGACUUUCCCCUGCUCCGCCCAGCCCAGCCCAGGCCAGGCCAGCCACUGGGCUGGGCCUAUCCUACUCUCUUGCCCAACCUUGAGUUAUCUUUUACUGACUUCUGUCCACGGUAGGGAUAAGUGUGAAACUAAUCUCGUCUCUGCUGCUUCUUUAUCUUCACAUUUCUGUCCACUCUUGCUCACUCUUAAGAAUUAUCACCAUGGCACCUGCCUUACCAGAGAGCCAAGGCACAGCCCUUAGAGAGCAUCUAAUUGGGCCCCUACAUUUUACAGUUAAGGAAAACUGAGGCCCAGGUGUGGCCCAGCCAACAUUUGAAUGGUCCCCUCUUGAAAUCGACAUUAGACUACCCAUACAAGAAAUCACCCCCCUUUUUUUUCCUCCUUCAUUUUGGCUUUCACAGUGGACCGUGAACUUUUCUAGGUAAAGAAUGCUCUAGAUGAAUUGGGAUAGGACAUGGAUGAUUGUCCUUUAGCUAUAUCCCUUUGUGUAGCCCCCUCCGCUUGUUCUUUUUUUUCCCCAAAAAGGUACUCUGUUCUCUAGGUUGUUCCUCUGUUAAGGCACUGGGGACUCCAUCACACCUCUCUGGAGUUUCUACUUAAAGAGGGAUCUGAAAGGAAUACUUCAUUAAUGAUGGAAUUCCAGGCAUUAGCACCAGGAAUCAUUUUGGUUGUCUCCUAAAGAUGGAUACAUCUUAAGAUGAGGCAUUCUUUCUCUAGUGGGGCAGGAGGAGGUAGAAGAGGAUAACCAGCCAGAUUCCUUUGGGAUUGGGACUCCAUUCUUCACCUUAGUAUUGCAGGUAUGCUUAGAGUCUCUUCAGGGUGAAAGAUCAGGAUUAAACCCAGCACCACUGUGUCC